AUGGAGCUGAUUAUCAGACGGACCACGUUGUUGCUUCUUCUAAACCUCCUGAGCAAGAUACAGUCAAGCUAUGGCAUAUCAACAGAUCAUGCUAGCCUUUUCACCCGAAGCUCAGGUUCAUGCCCAGACUCCUACAACACAUGUGGCGACGGCCUUCCAGACAACUUCUGCUGUCCCUCCACGUCUACCUGCAUCAGUCUCGACAGCGGAAGCUCGGCCAUUUGCUGUCCAGCUGGAGCCAGUUGCGACUACAUUUCCCCCAUUGUAUGCAACAUAGGAGCACAAGACGCGAGCUCUCACCCCAAAAAUCCAAUCAAGACCACCAAUCUUAACGCUACUCUCUCCACGUGUGGCACAGCGUGCUGUCCCCUGGGAUACACCUGUCAGAGUGGCAGUCUCUGUGCUCUGAUCAAGGAUACUUCGCACACUGCGACGUCCAAAGCCUCAGACACAACCUCGGCCACUAGCUUAACGGCCACAGAAAGCAGUUCAGUGACCAUCACGCCAGUUCUUGCGCCUGUGGUCUCGCCCUCCUCAACUGGGGCCACCUCGUCCAACUCUACCACUGCCGCGGUCGCCCAAGUAUGCAACGAUUUUCCAACCAACGCCAUCAUCGCAGGAUUCUUCCCCGGUGCCAUUUUCGGCGCCGUGCUCUGCCUUCUCGUCACAAUCUGUCUUCGACGUCGAGCCGAGAAAAAGAAUCUCCAAAGAUAUGAUCCUAAAUCAGGCAUCCACUGGUCCCAGCGUUCUUCCUCCGGCGCAGUCCUGGGCAUCUCCGGCCCCAUUCCAAACGAAGACAACUCCUAUCGAACCGACUUCCUCCUACGCUCCUCAGCCGGGGGACGCUCAUCAAUCAGCAGCCGGUCCAUGCUCUCACGCACUGGAUCUCGCGUUCGAAGUCUCUUCUCUGGCCAGACACGUCCCUCCGAGAAAGAGAUUCCUCCUGUCCCACAGCUGCAGGGCCGGUUCCCAGUAGCCCCGCCCCGUCGACGCGAGCCUAGCACGGAGAGUAUCAAGGUUUACUCGCCACCGGGUGCUUUCUCGCAGUCGCGCAAGUUCCUCGGACCCGAGCCGUAUCCGGGGGGCAUCGCGCGUCCGGAUACCACGUUUUCGGACCUUGUUCAGGCGGUUGGGCUUGGUAGUUCAAAGGGCGAGGCUGCUCAUAAGUUUACGGAUGUGAAACUCUGA
This is a messenger RNA of Penicillium diatomitis, 1188 nucleotides long. RefSeq lists its product as uncharacterized. The transcript has a single exon. Bases 1 to 1188 code for a protein of 395 amino acids. NCBI's taxonomy places the organism in Eukaryota, Fungi, Ascomycota, Eurotiomycetes, Eurotiales, Aspergillaceae. The record is from RefSeq and is a predicted model, not a curated record.